UUGUUAAACACAUACGUCAGCGUCUACGCGGUCUGAUGCAGAUUAUACAGAUUGUUAUGCUGUUAAGAAGACAAUAAAAUAGGGCAUUGCCGCACUGGUUUACCUGUCCUCAGGCCUCCACUAGACCAGAUUUUCAGGAUUACCUUGGAUGAGAGCAGAGUCUUUAAGAAUUACAAGCAAAGAUAUCAGAGCACAGAACUUGUAACUAAGAAUCUAUAUAAGUAUGCAGCAAUAGACGUCAGCGAAAUGGAUCAUGUAAUUCUGGUGUUUCUAUUGCUUGGGGCCCAGUCGUGCUGCAGACCAGUACAUGAUGCAGCUUUAGUGGUGGAAGUGACCACUUACCUCUAUGGCACAGCUGUGCUCCCAUGUACGUUCCAGUUCAUCACUGGGCCAAAAGGCUCAUAUGUCACAUGGGUGAAGGAGAAUGCUUUGAACAAGGGAGGCCCCAUUGCUCAUGUCUUCCAAGACAGACAACAUAGAAGUGAGUUAGAAGAUCCCGUGUACAGGGGACGCACAGAGAUGAUCGGAGAUCUGUACAGAGGGCAGCUGAACCUGAUGCUGAGGAAUGUCACCUUCUCUGAUGAGGGAAUUUAUUACUGUAAAGCUGUUAAUGUGCAGGACAGAGGAAAUACUCCUGUCAAGCUGUUAGUAGUCCGACUGAACGCAAGUGACCCCAGGGUAACAGCUGUGACUGUUGGUGAUAAGAGACGACUGAAAUGUUUCACCACCGGGAGGUUCAGAGAUCCCCAGAUUGAGUGGACAGAGCUGCAGGAUGGAGACAUGAAAGACCUGUCCAGCUAUGGUCAUCUCACUGUGACAGUCCUCAGUGAUGGGCAACAGCUGCUGGAGUCUGUGCUGGAUUAUAAUGUGCAGAUAUAUGUGCAUUACUGGUGUCACGUCACCGAGGGAAGACUAAAGAUAUCAGUCAGAGCUGUGAUAUCAGAUGGAGAAGACACCAUAUAUAUUGAAGAUAAUAGAUUACUAUAGGCGAACAUGAGCACAUUCAGUGUUGUAUAGUGCAGUGCUGAGCCAAGUGAACAUGGAAAAUGGACACGUCAUCGAGAUGUUACAUGUGAUGACAGGAAAAACUACAGUCUAAGGCCAAACAAGCCCUUCUGAUGUUUACAAUGAAUGAACGUUGUGGUCUGAAUACAUACAGUAUUUUUUUUUUCGAAAUUGCAAAAACUUUGCUUGGAUUGUCACUCUUGCCAUUGUUGGGUUGCCUUCGUAUUACAAGUUCCAAAAACACGUAUUUACUUAUUUUGUUCUAGCGUUAACCUGAAUAGCAUGAAAAACCUAAGUUACUAACUUACUUUGGAUUACAACCACUGACUAUUUUUAUUUUACUAUUUUUGUUAUAUUUUUUAAAUUUUUUCAUAUUUUUUCAUAAUUUUUUAGAUCUUUCACAUUUUGCCUUUUUUAACACAUUUUAUAUCACAUAUUUUUUAUAUUUUUCAUCUUAGUGCAGCACUAUUUUUCAUCAGUUUUUCACCACACAAUUUGACCAGGAUUUUUUCACAUUUGACUGUACUUUGCCGUUUCUAGAGGCACUUCAUUACAACUGUACCACAUAAGGUAAUACCUGCAUAUCCCCAGCUUAUGCUUGCUCUUUACUAAUUAGGAGGCACUACCACAAAAUAUAGGUAUAUGUAUAUGUCUAUAUAUAUAUACACAUAUACUGCUAGCCUCAACGCAUCAUACGUUUUAUACUGUGAAAUUGUAUAUUUUAUACUAUGGAAUUUUCUAUUGUACUGUAUUGAUUGAUUUGAUUUCAUUUGUACAUCUGUGGAUCCACAUUUAAUUGUGGAACCGUAAUUUUAAAAAAAAGCAAUUCUGUUUGUACUCACAACCACGAGUCCAAUAUGUAUGUGAACCGAAAGUUUUAAUUAUUAAAUCUGUUUAAUUUAA
Messenger RNA from Bombina bombina (fire-bellied toad), 1908 nucleotides. RefSeq names its product butyrophilin-like protein 2. Gene Ontology annotation, biological process: positive regulation of T cell proliferation; immune response; cellular response to lipopolysaccharide. The record is from RefSeq and is a predicted model, not a curated record. The coding region runs from base 247 to 987 and encodes 246 amino acids. The transcript has 8 exons. NCBI's taxonomy places the organism in Eukaryota, Metazoa, Chordata, Amphibia, Anura, Bombinatoridae. Gene Ontology annotation, cellular component: external side of plasma membrane.